UGUGUGUGUGUGUCCGCAUUAUCUCAGACCUCAUAACACCUUGGGAAUGCGCGGGGAAGGUGGAAGGAGACACACGCCGUAUCUACCUGAGUGGAAUAUCCCAAACGUGGCCACGCCCUUACCCCGCCCCCUACAGGAGCUGUCAGGGUGCUUAGCUGGCCGCGUGCCUGUCACCAGUCACCAGUCUCCACCAGGUAGUCCUCUGUAGGCGACACUCACUCACCACACACGCGGAGAUCAAGAACAACACACACAUAUAUACACACACAUACACAUACAAAGACACAACAUAAACGUAUACAAACAGAAGAGAACACAAUAUACAUACCUAAGCAUAUACAUCCAGACACACAAACACACACAUACACAUACAAACACGCAACAUAAACGCAUCUUACACAUACCUAUACAUCCAUACACACAUACACAAGCACAUACAGACAUAUCGUAUACAAUUUACAUAUCGUCACAGGUUCCCACUUCACUCCUCCCUUCAGUGACUAUAAACCUCGAAUAUUCACUAAUUAACUCCACUCACGCAGCAGCUGUAGCCGGAAUUCAAACUCAGGUGUGAGGCUGAUUACCACUCUACCAGUGAGCAUGAGGCAGAACGAGGUGAUGAUGGCGCUGGUGAGGGAAGACCUGAGGCAGUCAUCAGCUGCUUCCAACCUUGUCUUCAAUGAAAAGGUGAAGGCGCUCAUCAAGGAAGGUCGGGACAUCGCUCAUUUCGCCUUCGGACAGUCGCCCUUCCCUAUUCCGGAGUGUCUGACGAAGGCGGUGCAGGACUACGCCCACGUGCAUGACUACCUCCCCAUGGCUGGUAUCCCGGAGCUGCGUGACGCCCUGGUAAGAUUCCACGCCCGCUAUGACAACACCCGCCUGGAGAGGGAGAACAUGGUGGUGGGGCCCGGCAGCAAGGAACUCAUCUUUCUCAUUAUGGCGACCUUCAGCGGCGACAUCCUCCUUCCCUCUCCUGCCUGGACCACUUACGCCUCCCAGUGCCGCCUCGCAGGGAAGGACCCCAUCAUCCUGCCCACCUACGCCAGGAAGGACUGGAAGCUGGAGCCCCAAGUUCUGCGGCAGGCGAUGACGCAGGAGGAGGUGGAGGGGGAAGGCAACUCUCAAUGGAAGCUACUUAUUCUUACUAACCCCGGGAAUCCGAAUGGAACGUGUUAUACUGAAGAGGAGCUAAAGGGCCUAAGCGCGGCAUGUCGGCAACACAAGAUUAUCGUGCUUAGUGACGAGAUCUACGGACGCCUCACCUUCAGUAGAAAGCACGAGAGUAUGGUCAAACACUACCCUGAAGGCACCAUCCUGACCAGCGGCUUCAGUAAGUGGGCGUCAGCGGGAGGGUGGCGGAUAGGAUACGCCCACUUCCCCUCCGCCCUUUACCCGAUGCUGGAGGCAGUACUCAACGCAGCCUCACACACCUACUCCUGCGCCCCCGCCCCUAUGCAGUACGGCGUGGCUAAGGCUAUAAAGGAGAGUUCCCUGGAGCUGGACCAGUAUAUGGGAGACUGCGCUAAAGUAUUGCAUGCCGUCAGUGAGUACUGCUUCAAGGAGCUCUCUACCGUGGGCGUGGGCGGCGUGAAGAGCCAGGCUGGGUACUAUUUUUUAGCGGACUUUGAGGUGGUACGGGCGGGAAUGCGGCGUCGGGGCCUCCACACCAGCGAGGAGAUGACGAGGGCGAUGCUGGAGGAGGCAGACGUGGCGCUCAUGUCCUCGCAGCCUUUCCUCCGCCCCUCCUCAGAGCUCACUACUCGAUUUUGCUUCGUCUGCUUCGAUGGAGCGGCUGCGCUACGAACACUCAGAACUUUGCCUUCCUCCAGCUCACCCCUUGGAGAUGACUUUGUUCGCGAGCACUGCCCCACCGUUGUCAAGGGCGUGGAGAGCUUGAAGCAGUGGGUGGUGAAGCAUAGUUAAGUGUGAGAGAGACAGUGAGGGACAGGAAGGGAGGAGUGAGUGAGGGAGAUAAAACGAUGUUAGGUGUGGCUGUGAAGUGUUUUUUGGGUAGUAGUAGUUGAGAAGUAGGAAAGUUGAUAUGCACGUAUUCAUAAACAAUCUGCUCUCUCACCACGACUAUUUUCCAAGGCCACAGAGAUUAACAGCGGAGUUUUAAAGAAUGUUUCUCCAGUUAAUAAUGUAGAAAUCUUGUCAAUCUGCCUUUAGAACCGUAAAAACACCUUAAAAAUCACUCAUGUCAAUUUAAAUAAAGCUUUUUUUGUAAUAGUGGAGGUGAAGCACAGAAGUGUUUGAAAAUACGAGCCAUAGAUGGAUGGAAUGACAGAGAAACGUGAAGGAAAAGGAAUAAGUGAAUGAAGAACGACAAGGAGUGAAUGGAAGUAAUUAUUUGUGGGAGAUAGUGUUGAGAAAUAAGAUUGACGACUAAACAUAUAGAUAAAAAAAUGGAAGGGGUGAGAACGACAGGAAAAAGUGGUUAGAGUGAAAAAGAACGUGCAGCGUGAAAGGAGUGGUGGUGUGAAUGUGAGGUGGAGUUGUGAGAGGUAAGAGGUGUUGAGGAGUGAAGAAAGAGAGGGAAGCAGUGGAAGGAAAGAGGAAAUGUGGAUGUAAUGCUGGUGAGAGAGUGAAGAAUAAUUAAAGGAAUGAUUAUUUGGAUAUGAGGAUUUGAGACAGACAGUGGUUGGGAAGCAGGAUAAAUUUUGAGGUGGUGGAUGGAAGGAGAAAAGGAGUGUGAAUGUAGAGGGAUGAAUGACUAAGGAAUAACAGGAAAUGAUGGAGGCAGAACUGUACGAGCCACAAGACAAUAUGUAUACUGUCCAACAUAGUGAAUUUUAUAUAGACAUUUGUUGACGUUGGUGUUUAAAUCUAAUGAGGUAGCGAACUAAUAUAUAUUGAACGGUUAAGGAAAGUAGCUGAAGAGAAUAUUUAUUAUGUGUAUUACUAUAAAAAGUAUCAUGUAUACGGUACUAUGCAUAAAAAUUAAAUAUGAUGUAUAGCUUUUCUUUCAGCGAAGGUAAUAGAAGGAUAUCAUUAUCAUUGUUAUUGUUGUUGUUGUUGUUGUUGUCGUUGUUAAUAUAAAUGUCGUACCAGCUGUC
Molecule: messenger RNA, 3056 nt
Organism: Portunus trituberculatus (swimming crab)
Lineage: Eukaryota; Metazoa; Arthropoda; Malacostraca; Decapoda; Portunidae
Product: aspartate aminotransferase-like
Biological process (GO): biosynthetic process
Molecular function (GO): pyridoxal phosphate binding; catalytic activity
Source: RefSeq, a predicted model, not a curated record